CUUUUAAGACUAAUGAAGAAAAUACUUCCUAUGAAGAGUAAAAAGUACUCAAUUCUGGGAAAACUCUUAAAGCACUUCUAACUUCAAAGUGGAAGAAAAGUAUGAAGGAACAAUCCAUCUGACUCCCUCAGCAUCUCUCACAGAACACAAAAUGGCUCUUCAGAAAAAAACUGUUGCUGGUGUCUUGGAGGAGUGGUGUUUAGAGGAACCUCUGUUCGGUUGCAAAUGGCACCAGAAUGUUAGGAAAAAAUUGAGACUGAUACGAAUUAUAGGGCUUCUUGUCAGUGUAGUGGCCAUUAGUACUUUCUCUCUUUCAAUUAGUGCCUUUUUCAAGAUGGAACCACAUAGCAUGGUGUUGGCCAGCAGCCUAGAUAGCCAAAAGCUGGUGCAUGGGCACCAAAGAACUCUGUUGGAUUUCACGGAGCAGAAUGAAAAUGGCACUCCAGACCCACACACUUCUAUGAAAUAUGAAGCUGAGCACGACAAUGCAACAGAUGAUCAUGCCAAGGGAGAGUACCCCAAGGACCUUUUCUCUCUUGAGGAGAGAAGAAAGGGAGCGGUGAUCCUCCAUGUAACUGGAAUGAUUUACAUGUUUAUAGCCUUAGCCAUAGUCUGCGAUGAGUUCUUUGUUCCUUCCUUGACUGUCAUCACUGAAAAACUGGCCAUAUCUGAUGAUGUGGCAGGGGCAACCUUCAUGGCUGCUGGUGGGUCAGCCCCAGAACUCUUCACUUCUUUAAUAGGAGUGUUCAUAUCCCACAGCAAUGUCGGCAUUGGUACAAUAGUGGGAUCUGCCGUGUUCAAUAUCCUGUUUGUUAUUGGAAUGUGUGCUUUAUUUUCUACAGAGAUCUUGAACCUUACUUGGUGGCCACUCUUUCGAGAUGUGUCCUUUUACAUCAUUGACUUGAUCUUGCUAAUCAUCUUUUUUCUGGAUAACUUGAUCAUGUGGUGGGAAAGCUUAACACUCCUGACAGCGUAUUUUUGCUAUGUGACUUUCAUGAAGUUCAAUGUUCAAGUAGAAGAAUGGGUGAAGAAAUUUUUAAACAGGAACAAGGUUGAGAAGGUAACAACAGCAGACGCUGAAGGAAAGCCCUGUAUGAGUCGUUCAGAAGAGACACAAUCCAAUGAUAUAAGUGUACAGGCAUAUAAACAGGAGGAUAGAGACGGAGCACAUGUAACUACAGAGAGGGGCUGCCUGCCUGUGACUCAACAGAAAACUGAUUAUUCUGCCUAUAUGCCUAACUUUGAAGAAAGAGAUUGA
Pelecanus crispus (Dalmatian pelican) is the source of this 1258-nucleotide messenger RNA. The record is from RefSeq and is a predicted model, not a curated record. Lineage: Eukaryota; Metazoa; Chordata; Aves; Pelecaniformes; Pelecanidae.